AUGAUAAGGCGUGAAGCUACCACUUUGACUCUCUCACAAACUGAUAUUAAUGAUCUUGUUGAUGAGUUAGAAGAGCGCAAGCUGCAAAGAAUAAUAAAUAAACAGAGGGACAGAGUACUUCGAACAUCAACGAAGUUAGAGAGUGGAUCUGAAGAUACCCGGUUGGCGAGCCGAGAUAACAACGAUGAUGGCAUAGCAUUGCAGUAUAAUAACGGUGAUGAGUCUCUAGAGGAUGCUGUACCCAUUGACUCUUUCAUAAAUGCAAGUCCACUAGACAAUAAGACUAUGCAUCGCACAGUAAACUUUGAUCAGGGACUCAAUGUGUCGUUAGGAAGUUUUGCUCAAAACACCACUUCUAACUCUAACUGGCAAGGUAACAGUCAGAGCGGGACCUCUGAAACUGAAGCUGGUUCAACACAGUCAAAUCCAUUUUAUCGAGGGUGA
Nakaseomyces glabratus is the source of this 444-nucleotide messenger RNA. It is a transcript of the gene CDC26, whose product is annotated as anaphase promoting complex subunit CDC26. The record is from RefSeq and is a predicted model, not a curated record. Gene Ontology annotation, biological process: anaphase-promoting complex-dependent catabolic process. Lineage: Eukaryota; Fungi; Ascomycota; Saccharomycetes; Saccharomycetales; Saccharomycetaceae. Gene Ontology annotation, cellular component: anaphase-promoting complex.